This is a messenger RNA of Hyposmocoma kahamanoa, 973 nucleotides long. Its product is annotated as lambda-crystallin homolog. The record is from RefSeq and is a predicted model, not a curated record. NCBI's taxonomy places the organism in Eukaryota, Metazoa, Arthropoda, Insecta, Lepidoptera, Cosmopterigidae. The transcript has 6 exons. The coding region runs from base 16 to 969 and encodes 317 amino acids. Gene Ontology annotation, molecular function: oxidoreductase activity, acting on the CH-OH group of donors, NAD or NADP as acceptor; NAD+ binding. Gene Ontology annotation, biological process: fatty acid metabolic process.
CGCAAUACUACAAUCAUGUUUAAAAAGGAAAAAGUUGGCAUCGUUGGAAGUGGCCUAAUUGGGCGAUCAUGGGCUAUGUUGUUCGCAUCAGUAGGGUACCAAGUGACAAUCUACGAUGUGGUCCCACAGCAGGUGACGGACGCUUUGGUUGAUAUCGAGAAGCAGUUAAACGUUCUGGAGAAAGACGGUCUUCUGCGCGGGCAUUUGAAUGCUGAAAAACAAUUUCAGUGCAUCAAAGGUUCUUCGGAUCUUGUAACAGUGGUUAAAGAUGCUAUUUUCGUCCAGGAAUGUACUCCUGAGAGUCUAGAUAUGAAGAAAAAAGUAUUUCAAGGUUUGGAUCAAGUGGUUAAUGACAAAACUAUUUUGUCAAGUUCCACAAGCUGCAUUCUACCGUCAAAGUUUUCGGAUGGUCUAAAACAUAAGUCCCAGGUCAUCGUGUCUCACCCAGUGAAUCCGCCUUACUACGUACCUUUGGUAGAAAUCGUUCCUGCGCCAUGGACCAAACCCGAAGUGGCUAAGAAGACAAGAGAAAUAAUGUUGGAAAUAGGACAGGAACCCGUUUCUUUGUCUCGUGAAAUUGAUGGAUUCGUACUCAAUCGCAUUCAAUACUCAAUUCUCAACGAGGUUUGGCGAUUAGUAGAUGACAAAAUCGUGAAUGUAGAGGACGUCGAUAAAGUUAUUUCUGAAGGCCUUGGCAUGAGAUAUGCUUUCCUCGGAGCAUUUGAAACGGCCCAUCUUAAUGCUGAAGGCAUGCAGAAUUACAUUGAUCGGUAUGGCGAAACAAUCAAUCGUGUAAGCAAGACCAUGGGUGAAAUCCCGCAUAUGCCCACCAGCCCCGCCGCCAGCUCUAUCUGCGAUCAACUGAACCGUAUGGUACCUCUCGACCGACUACAGGAGCGCCGCGCUUGGAGAGAUGCCUGUCUUACACGUCUUUCAAUUCUCAAGAGGGAAAUGAAGGCCAAGAAGUAAUAGG